AUGGACACAGAAAAGAAUACCGCAGUGGCCGUCACACACAGCCAGGCCGAGCCCGUCUUGCAUGACCAAUCCAAAAUUCUGCCGAAGAAUAAGCUCAUUGUGUUACUAUGCGCAAUGUCAUUUAGCUCGGUCCUUUGCUUCAUCGACCAAGCUGGCGUGGGUCUCCUCUUCCCUGCUAUCGGUGCAGACCUCAAUGCAGGGGCCACCAUCUCGUGGGCCGCCACGUCCGCCAUCAUCGGUUCGGUCGCCUUUCAAGUCCUCUACGGUAGACUGAGCGAUAUCUUUGGCCGCAAGGUUGUCUACAUCUCAGUUGUCCUUAUGCUUGCACUCUCUGAUCUCGCCUGUGGCUUUGCACAAAAUGGACCAAUGCUCUACUUCUUUCGAGGUGUGUCAGGUAUCGCUGGUGGCGGUAUCCAAGCAUUGACAAUGAUGAUCAUCUCCGACAGUGUCACACUCAAAGAGCGAGGCCUUUACCAAGGCAUCAUUGGAGCUGCCAUUGGUGCCGGCAACCUUAUUGGUCCUUUCUUGGCCGCAGCAGUCGUCACGCAUGCCACCUGGCGGGCCUUUUUCUGGGCUAUUGCACCUUCAGCGACAUGCUGUGCUGCCAUCGCCUACUCUAUCCUCCCAAACAACAUGCCAUCUGGCAAUAUGCGCGCCAAGUUCGGCAUGAUUGAUUACGGUGGCUUACUGACAAGUUCCUCUGGUAUCAUCCUGCUAUUGAUUCCGAUCUCGGGAGGCGGUGCCUAUUUUGAAUGGAAGUCACCUAUGGUCAUCUCCAUGCUGACUCUCGGCUCUCUAUGCUUCGUCACUUUCUUCAUCGUCGAAUGGCGCGUCGCCAAGCUGCCUAUGAUGCCGCUCUCCCUGUUCAGACGCGUACCAGUGGCAGUCUUGUUGAUCCAGAACAUCCUCUUUGGCGCAACCUAUUACUCCCAAAUGUACUUUCUGCCAGUCUUCUUCCAGAAUGCUCUUCAGCUGUCUCCACUCGUCUCGGCCUGUCUCAUGUUGCCCAUCCCAGGCUGCCAAAUGAUCUCCUCAAUCCUAUCUGGGCAGUACAUCUCGCGUCGAGAGCGCUAUGGUGAAGUCAUCUGGGUUGGUUUCUUCCUCUGGACACUCGGUCAAGGCUUGACCUGUCUCUUCUCUCGUCAGUUUCCCAUCUGGGCCAUUGCACUGGUCCUGUGCAUCACUGGAUUUGGUAUUGGUAUGGUCUUUCAACCAACGCUCGUUGCUCUACAAGCACAGUGUCUCAAGUCUCAGCGUGCCGUCGUCAUCUCUAAUCGCAGCUUCAUGCGAGCAUUUGGUGGCGCUAUUGGUCUUGCCAUCACCGCAGCAGUCUCGCAACGUGUCAUCAAGAAAGGUCUCCCUGCUGAGCUGGGUCACUUGACUGCAUCUGCAUACGAACUGCCAAAUCUGAUUAACCUGAACCCGGCACAGAUUGAGCAAAUCUUGAAGACCUAUGAACGGGCCAGCAAGACGGUCUUCUACAUGUACGUUCCGCUCUUGGGUCUCUGCUUGCUUGGCUGUCUGUUGGUGCGAGAUAAAGGCUUGGAGUACAAAGAGCAAUCAUCAGUACACGCACCGCGGCCAGAGGUGUAA
Protomyces lactucae-debilis is the source of this 1593-nucleotide messenger RNA. Its product is annotated as major facilitator superfamily domain-containing protein. Lineage: Eukaryota; Fungi; Ascomycota; Taphrinomycetes; Taphrinales; Protomycetaceae. The record is from RefSeq and is a predicted model, not a curated record. The transcript has 2 exons. Gene Ontology annotation, molecular function: transmembrane transporter activity. The coding region runs from base 1 to 1593 and encodes 530 amino acids. Gene Ontology annotation, biological process: transmembrane transport.